Molecule: messenger RNA, 1843 nt
Organism: Durio zibethinus
Lineage: Eukaryota; Viridiplantae; Streptophyta; Magnoliopsida; Malvales; Malvaceae
Source: RefSeq, a predicted model, not a curated record
AUGAGAAAAGGGGGAUAUGCUCAGAGGAAGCUCCAACUCCUCUCAGAUAUUACAGCAACUGUGAGGCCUGGUGUUCUAACUGCACUGAUGGGUCCCAGUGGAGCCGGAAAAACUACUCUUCUUGAUGUUCUUGCGGGAAGAAAAACUAUAGGCUGUAUAGAAGGGGAAAUCAGAGUUAGUGGUUAUCCUAAGGUUCAAGAAACAUUUGCAAGGAUAUCAGGUUAUUGUGAACAAACUGAUAUACAUUCUCCACAAAUCACAGUAAAAGAAUCUUUGAUUUUUUCUGCUUCGCUGCGUCUUCCUGCUUGUGUUGACUCAAAAAUUAAAAUUAAAUUUGUGCAAGAAGUGAUUGAGACCAUUGAACUUGAUGAUGUCAAGGAUGCUUUAGUUGGCAUACCUGGUCUUAGUGGUCUAUCAAGUGAGCAACGAAAACGACUUACAAUAGCUGUGGAGCUUGUGGCUAAUCCUUCGAUAAUAUUCAUGGAUGAACCUACAUCAAGUUUGGAUGCAAGAGCUGCGGCCAUUGUUAUGCGUGCAGUGAAGAAUGUAGUUGAUACAGGUAGAACAAUUGUUUGUACGAUCCACCAACCAAGCAUUGAUAUCUUUGAAGCAUUUGAUGAGUUGAUUUUUCUAAGAACUGGAGGGAGUUUAAUCUAUUGUGGACCAUUAGGACAACAUUCAAGUAGGGUUAUAGAAUAUUUUGAGACUAUACCUGGGUUGCCCAAGAUCAAAGAUAAUUGUAAUCCGGCGACAUGGAUGUUAGAGGUUACUUCAGCUUCGAUAGAAGCUGAACUUGGAAUUGAUUUUGCCAAAAUUUACAAGAAUUCUGCCCUAUAUGAGAUCAACAAAGAGCUUGUGAGGCAGUUGAGUACUCCACCUCCAGGUUCAAGAGAUCUACAUUUUCCAACCCAAUUUUCCCAAAACUUUUGGGGACAGUUCAAAUAUUGCCUAUGGAAACUGCAAUUAUCUUAUUGGAGAAGUCCUUCAUAUAACUUGAUGCGUCUCUUGCAUACUAUUGUAGUAUCUUUGACUUUAGGUAUACUGUUUUGGAAGCAAGGAAUGAAAAUACAUAACCAGCAGAAUUUAUUCAACAUUUUUGGUUCAAUGUAUGGUGCUGUGAUCUUCCUUGGAACGAAUAGCGGCUCUGCUGUUCAACCAUUUGUGGCAACAGAAAGGAUUGUUAUGUAUCGAGAAAGAUUUGCAAGGAUGUACUCUUCAUGGGCUUAUGCCCUGGCACAGGUGGCAAUUGAGGUUCCCUAUCUAUUUAGCCAAGCUGUUGUGUUUGUGAUAAUCACAUAUAGUAUGAUAGGGUACUAUGGGUCAGCAUAUAAGGUGUUUUGGUAUUUCUAUGCCAUAUUCUCUACACUCCUAUACUUCAACUUUUUAGGAAUGCUGCUUGUGUCAUUGACACCGGCUGUUGCCAUUGCUGGAGCUCUAACCUCUGCUUGCUAUCCAAUGCUUAAUCUUUUCUCUGGGUUUCUGAUUCCUAAACCGAAAAUACCAAGGUGGUGGAUCUGGUUGUAUUAUAUGACACCUACAUCUUGGACAUUAAAUUGCUUGCUCUCUUCACAAUAUGGAGAUGUGAAUGAUAAAAUUAUGGUAUUCACUGAAACCACAACAAUGGCUUCUUUGCUAGAGGAUUAUUUUGGGUUUCGCCAUGAUCACCUAGCUAUUUCUGCAGUUAUUCUCUUUUUCUAUCCCCUAAUCUUUUCAUCCCUUUUUGCAUUUUUUAUUACACGUUUAAACUUUGAGCGAAGGUAAAUUCCUUCUCUCUUGAAGAUGAAAAUGUUCGCACAAAUAUAGCUGAUCAUAAGAAAUAUAUCAUGUAAUAUUUUUUAUAAAC